This is a messenger RNA of Tricharina praecox, 636 nucleotides long. RefSeq lists its product as uncharacterized. Lineage: Eukaryota; Fungi; Ascomycota; Pezizomycetes; Pezizales; Pyronemataceae. The transcript is spliced from 2 exons. The record is from RefSeq and is a predicted model, not a curated record. The coding region runs from base 1 to 636 and encodes 211 amino acids.
AUGUCUCCCCAACCCCCCACGAAGACCGCACCCCCCUCACCACCCAAGCUCGCGCAGCCCGCGGGCAUCCGCAAGAAGUCGAAGGAGUCGAAGAAGACGUCUCCCACCAGCAAGACCACCACCACCGCCACCAAGGCCCCCACCACCACCGCCCCGCCCGACCCCAUCCUCGAGCGCCCACAGUCACCAGCCGCCGAGUCUAUACGCGCGUGGCGCAUUCUGGAGUCUCUCGCGGAGGACCACCAGGUCGACCAGCGUACCAGCUUUAGCGAGAACGCAAAGCUGCUGGUGGAACUCAAGCAGCGCCAGAAACAGAUACUCUGGGCGAUGCACCGGUGCAUGUACCUGGAGAAAAAGUACGAUGUCGCCAGCGAGGACAGGAUGUGCCGCCUCCGUAGGCUGAAGAAGGGGAGGGGGUAUACCCCCACCAAGGCCGCUAGGAUCAUGAUGGUCAAGACGGGGGGUUGGGGAGUGGAGGAGGACGACGAGGACGAGGAGGACGAGGAGAAUGAGGACGACGAGGAGAACGAGGAGAAGGAGAAGAAGGAGGAGAUUGAGAAGAAGGAAGAGGAGAAAGAGGAGGAGUGGGAAUAUCAAAUGCCCGGAAUUAAUGGCGAACGUCUAAAAUCCCAAUAG